UCAAGAAUAAUCGUUAUAUUUGUGGAUGAUUGUAUACAAAAGCGACUGAUGCAUCCAUCCAGAGUAUUGAUUAUGGAUGCAGUAUACUAAUUUGUACACUGCAGGUACAGUCCAUAGACCUAUGCUAAUAGAUCAUUUACAGCCCUUUGUCAAUCCACUCGUGGAUAAAGGCCCUCCUACACCGUGCUGGUAAUGGAAAUUGUUUGACCAUACUCACGUAUGAGAUACUGUAAAUAAUGUUUAUUGUGUAUGCAGUAUAUUGCAGGUAUAUGCCAUAUAUGGUCGAAUUUAUGCUUUAGAAAUUGGUAUUUAAAGUAAGCACCGACUAAGUGUGCAGCCUUUAAAAAUUAUCUGGUUCCAUGCUUACGUAAUUAGUUUUAUGUGAACUGACGCUCCGCUGCUGUGGGAAUGUGGACUUGUCACCACUUGCUCAGAACUACUGAUAUAGAUGAGCACGGCUUGUUUGAGCAGGAGUGACCACGUUCACGUUAAAUGGCAUUUUAGUGCGUAUGGAUUGCAGUAACAGAUUGAGGCAAUGAGAUAGAGUAUCACAGAACUGCAAUUUCUUUAAAAAAUGAUUUAUUUCACUCACUUGCAGAAUGGACAAAGAGGUGAACUAUGAAGACGAGUUUAUCAGCCACACGAAACGUAAAAGACGAAGACUGGAGGUUGCAACCGAUCACCAUGGUUGCUGUGAGGUGACCUGCAGAACAGAUUCACACGGCUCCAGCCUUCCAAAAGCUGAACCCCCCAAAGACUCUAAGACAGUUGAAAUGUGUGAAAUAGUUAAAACUACAAAUUUUAUGGGGAAAAUAAGUCAAGCUGUGAAACUGUGCAAGCACAUGACUGAAGAACCUUGUGACACUGUUAAGUUCUGGCCUGGCCGCAGCACUGCAACUAUGCCUGAAGAUACCAGGCAAAUGUUGCACAUUUGCAAUAUAAUUUAUAAGCACUAUAUAGAGGCAAGCGGAGAGAAACGUUUACAAGACAACAACGGCACACAGUCUAGUCACAUAAUUUGGAACCUACCUGAAACAAAUGAGUUGCCAGAAGUGAAAUGUAAAAUAGAAGCAGUACAUGAUGAAACACAAACAAAAUACGAGGGUCAAAUAGAUGCAUCCACUGAAAGUAUCAUAAACAGUUACUUCACACAGGGUGGUGUAAGUGUUUUACAACUUUCUGAAAAAGCAAACGAUAAUGCAAAGGACAAAAUGUUUUCCAGUAAAGAAGGAACUGAUAAUAUAAAUAUUGCUGACGAAAAUUACAGCAAAAGUUGUUGCCUGCUUGACAGCACAGAUAUUUGUACAGCAUCGCAGGAGCCAAGGGUACCCACAAUUUCACCGCAAAACCUAAUUUCUACAUCAUCUGUUAAUAUGGAAACCAACGCAGUUACCAAUGGAUCAAACCAGAACCAAAGUGGCAAGGAAGCCCAAAUGAAUGGACUUGAUCGUGUCAACAAAACACAUCAAGUGGAUGAUGAAAAAGUGUGCAAACAGCUACAUGAGAAAUCUGCUAAUGCUGCUGCAAUCAGUUCAGUUAGCUUACCUACGUCUGAAACACAUAUGGGUAUUACCGAUAUACAGAAAAUAAGUUAUAUUAAAUACACAGAAGACCAAGACAAACCUAUUCAAGAACUUGGUCAGCUUAAAGUGGAAUUGCCAUCAAAUCUCAGUGAACGAUACUGCAGUCAAGAAAACAUAUUUAUUCCAUCAUGUAACGUGACUCGUGUUCCAAUUCUCACUCUAAAUUUUGAGAAAAAUAAUGCUCAUUUAUCAAACACUGUGGAGCAAGAAAACAUCUUGGUCACCAGCAAAAGCCAUGAUGUAACUACUUCAAACAAUAACAGCAACUCUCUCUCUGAAAGCAUUGAUGAUAUAAGUGUGGCUGAACAAAAUGAUAUAAACUUAAAACCCAUCACAAUAGACCUCUGUAAAUAUGGCAAUAUCGACGAAACUCAUGAAGGUGUGGACUGCAGUGUGAGUUCCGGUUAUUCAACAGGCAACAUUUAUGUGAGUAAAACAUCACCAUACUUGGUUAAUGAAAACAACAUACAAUGUGAGUUUGUGAAUAUAAAUGCAUUAAUAAAUAAAACAUCAAGUUUUUACCGUAUCACGAAAUUAAACGGCGGAUGUAUCAAUGCAAAUUUAAACCCAUGGCAUCUCGUAGGUGACCACUUCGUCAUGCACAACGCUCAAGAUUUAAACUCAGAUUUUGUAUUUGCACAGGUUUCCCACAAAGCAGCUAUAUGUGCUGAAGAAUGUGAAGGAGAGAUCUGCCAUGAGUCCAACCACGCUAAAUUACUCACUCUGAGUAAUAAGGAACUUAACAAUGUGAGUGUGACGCACAUUGUCCAGAACAAGAGUGUUGCUAUCCAAAGUAGUAAGUGUUUACCUGACUUAAACUUAAAAAGCAUAUGCAGUUCCUGUGUAAGAAAUGUCCCUUUCAGUGAUCAAAGUAAACUUUACAAAGUAGAUCCUGAAGAUAUGACUUCAUGUCAAGUGGUAUGUGUGAAAGAUAAAUUAGCUAUAUCUUAUGCAAGAAAAUUCAGAGAUGUGGAUGAUAGAAACACAACUGGAAGACAAAGAGAAAUGCCCAUUCAAGUGUUAACAUCGGGUACAAACACUCAGACUUUUUUGGAAACCAAAGAAGCAGUACAAGAACAAGACGGUGGGAGCACAAGAUAUGCUUUUGUGAAACGCAACGAUCACAGCAAAAACAUUCUCUUAUCCGGUGUAGAUAGAAAUGAAACGGAUCCAAUUAAUAGUGCAAAAUAUGUUGAUUAUUUAAACCAAGAGCGCCAUGAAGUGUAUUUAGUCCAAAAACAAAAUUCCACAAAGAGUAUCAUUUCAGAUGGAGAAAUCGAACCCAGUGAUGUGAAUGAGGUUUACAGUGAUCAUAUAGACAACACAGAAGUGAACACACAUGCAUCAGAUUUAAAAUUGAAAAACAAGAACAUUAAAAGAAUUGGGUUUGGAAAUUUGUGCUUGUCAUAUCAACUUGAUGACAAUCGUAAAGAUGAAUCCUGUAUUUAUGAAUACAACACUAAAAUAAUAAACGAUUAUAAUUUCACAAGGCAUACAGAUAUUACCAAUCUGUCAAUAAAUUAUACGAAUAACAACAUAUUUUCAACUGGCAGUAUCAUUAGAGGGAGUGACUCGGAGGCAAAAGGCAUGACAGAACCUGGCUUACAGCAUACACCACACGCUAGAACCGAUUGGAUACAGUUACACCCCGAUGAUUCAUUAGAAGUGAGGGAAGCGUUUAUUUUGGACAAAAUGAAGGCGCACACUAAUGAAGAAAUACCCCAGAUUGUUCCAUACCAUAAUUCUCCUUUGGAAACUCCCAGUGCACCAAUAAAUGAUGCAGCAUCAAACCAUGAACAUAUUGUACCAAGCAAUGAUUCUGAGUGUUCAGAAACUCUUUGUGCACCAGCAAACAAUGCAGAGUCGAACCAAUAUUCACCAAUCAACAUGCGUUUUAUUAACCCUGAUACAAAAGAAUGCAUGAAUGAAAAUGGAAAAAAUGACAAGUGCAACAAUACCUUAAGAAUGGACCCUCCCAUUAUAAAAUGCAAGUUACCAAUAGAUGAAUGCGAUCAUCUGGGCAAAACACAACCGUGCUGUCAGUGUAAGAAAUUAUUUAAUGUUGUAAUUGAAGAGCUGAAACAUUUUCAUGAAGCGAACAAUGAAAUGCAGAGUAAUGAAUCCGAGCAAGCAUCCGCAGCAACCACAGAAGAUGCAUCUUUUAUUGAUGCCACUCGUAGUUACUCAAUAACAGCAGAGUGCAGCCGUGUCCAACAGCCAGAAGCCACCCUGCCAGACGUAGAGCAUUUUGGCUUGGACAGGAAACCCAGAGCCACCGUUUCUACAGUGUCACCGCUGACAUGUGAUCUGUCCGGACAGGAAGAUGAUGAAAGUAAUGUGUUCUCUCCUAUCAAAGGAGAUCAAUGGAAAUCAGCAUUUUCCUUUACAUCACCUGCAUAUGAUGAUCAUCAACAGCCUUUUUGUACAGGAACUUUGCCAAAAGAAGAUGUACCGGUGGAUAAAGUUGCUCCGCUAAAAACUUGCACUGGACUCCGCCGACUAGGCUUAUCCAAAUAUGCAAAAGUAAAACGGCUGCAUCCAUACCUUAACUAAUAUUAUUCUAUACUUUACACUCCCUUUAGUGGCUCUAGACCCAGAUUAAUAUUUUCCGCAUUCCAUAUAUUGUGAGUGACGAGCAGACCUGUUUUCAAAUGCUCUUGCUGUGUAAAGUUUAGGACAUUCUCGGACAGAUCAUUUUCUCCCAUGGGCUAGAAUUGCACAGCAUUUACUGGAUGUACAAUUAUAAGCAGCAAAAUGUGCUUGUGAAAAUAAAAACACAUUUUCAUUUGACGUAAGUAAUGUGGAUACAGUAUAGUGUGGAAAUGAUCUCUUUAUUUCUUGUUGCAUUAUCUUGUAGCGUUAAUCCAUAUAUUCAUAUACUGUAUCUUCUUGGUUCUUUCGGUAAAGUCACAUAGAAUGGGAAUACAAUAAUAAAAUAAAAUAAGACAACAAAAUUCUCACAACGUUUCUUUGCAGUCACGAAAGCUUUAAAUCGAAAUCAUAUUCUGUACUUGUAGUUUUGUGGUGUUUUAUUCAUGUUACACUUAUCCCAUAUAUUAUUUAAAUAAUUAAUCCUUUAACAUGCUAUUUUACCUUGGACAGCCUUACUGAGUCGCAUGACUUUUUCAGGAGGGUCGUGCCCUAUCUUCGCAACAAGGGUGAAUAAUUUGCGUACAUUUUGAGAUUGUGACUAUAUCGACUAAAUAUAAAUGUGUCGUUUAAUGUACAUUGUGAUGACAUCACCAUUACUCUAACCCAAAAACACCAUUGUUAUGGAUAAUAUUCGUCGCGAAAGCCUACGUGUUAGACCAUUAAGCUGACACACAAUAGCCUACUCUUGUGAAUUACAUCACUAAAUUUUUAACAUCCACUGUGAAGCAGACGACAUGUAGUAUGGUAUAUAUUUAUGGCUUAUAUGCCUACAGUAUUAAUCAGGGAGGCCACUGGAUUCAAACUGUAAAACCGCCACAACAAGCGGUGACUGGGCCAUCUCACCGCCCACGUUAGUGUCUUAUGUUAAUGCAGAAUAUUUCCUUCAUUCUGUGAUCUCAAUGUAUGUAUUAUGUUGGACUUCUUUCGCACCGUACGAAGCCAAUCGUGCUAAUCUGAGGUGUGGGGGAAGGUCAACAGUUAGGACAUAUGUCAACUUGGAUCUGUUGUACCAUGUUUUGGACCUUGUUGCAAUAUUUUAAUAUACCAUUUGUUAAAUGUUUCUGGAAAAUUACAAAAUAAAAUGCCUUAAAUGUUUCCCCUCUGCAUUUCCUGUGUGCUAAAUAAAUUAUUACGAAAUAAUUAUAACAAGAAUACAAAUUAUUUUUCCUGGUCUUGGUGUUUUUAUCCAUCUUAUUAAUUUU
Molecule: messenger RNA, 5437 nt
Organism: Petromyzon marinus (sea lamprey)
Lineage: Eukaryota; Metazoa; Chordata; Hyperoartia; Petromyzontiformes; Petromyzontidae
Source: RefSeq, a predicted model, not a curated record